UGCAAAUAUACAUAUAUGUAAAAAAAAAUAAAUAAAUAAAAGGCAUGUGCUCUGUCUUUUCAAAGUAAGUAGUAUAGUGAGAGAGCUAAAGUGAGAGAGCUUGUAAGUUGCCCACUUUACUAUUUUUUUUUUUUUUUAACCUAUAUAUAAGUUUUCCACCUCCACUACCACUACGUAUCCCUUUUUUCUUUCUUCCUUUCUGUUUCUCUUACUUCCAUUGAAGCACUAAGAAAAUUUUUUGAUAUGGAAACCAAAUGGUAUACCCAAGAUGGUACUGUUGAUCUUCGGGGACGCCCUGUUCUUGCUGCUAAGACUGGCAAAUGGAAAGCUUGUGCUUUUCUUGUUGGUUAUGAAGCAUUUGAGAGGAUGGCCUUUUAUGGGAUAGCUUCAAAUUUGGUGAACUACUUAACGACACAACUUCAUGAAGAUACGGUGUCCUCUGUGAGAAAUGUGAAUAACUGGUCAGGAUCUGUGUGGAUGACACCCAUUCUCGGAGCUUACAUAGCAGAUACUUACAUGGGUCGUUUCUGGACUUUCACUGUAUCAUCACUCAUUUACGUCAUGGGCAUGACACUUCUAACAAUGGCAGUUUCACUGAAAAACUUCAAGCCAACCUGCAAGAAUGGAGUUUGCAACAAGGCCUCUGAUUCACAGAUUGCUUUCUUCUAUUUGUCCCUCUACAUCAUAGCAAUUGGUGCAGGUGGAACAAAGCCCAAUAUAUCGACUUUUGGUGCUGACCAGUUUGAUGAUUUUAAUCCCCACGAGAAGAAGCUAAAAGUCUCAUUUUUCAACUGGUGGAUGUUCAGCUCUUUUGUAGGUGCUUUAAUUGCCACUCUGGGGCUUGUUUACAUCCAAGAGAACUUGGGAUGGGGUUUAGGGUAUGGUAUCCCCACAGUUGGUCUUGUACUAUCCUUGUUUAUCUUCUACAUGGGGACCCCAAUUUAUAGGCACAAAGUUAAUAAGACAAAAAGCCCUGCAAGGAACCUAAUUCGAGUCCCUCUUGCUGCUAUUAAAAAUAGAAAGCUUCAGCUCCCUAACAACCCCUCUGAGCUUCAUGAGUUGGAUUUGCAGCAUUAUAUUAGCAGUGGAAGAAGAAAAGUUCUUCACACCCAAAAUUUCAGGUUCUUAGACAAGGCUGCAAUAAAAGAGGGCAGCACAGAUGCCUCAAAGCCACCAUUCACAGUAACUCAGGUGGAAGGAACCAAGCUCGUUUUCAAGAUGCUUAUAAUAUGGGUUGUGACUCUAAUUCCAAGCACCAUUUGGGCACAAAUCAAUACCCUCUUUGUCAAACAAGGCACUACCUUAGACAGAAGCCUUGGAUCAAAUUUCAGAAUUCCAGCAGCCUCACUGGGGAGCUUUGUGACACUUUCGAUGCUUCUCUCUGUUCCCAUGUAUGACCGCUACUUUGUGCCAUUCAUGCGGCACAGAACAGGAAACCCCAGAGGAAUCACUCUGCUUCAGAGGAUGGGAAUUGGAUUUAUCAUCCAAAUCUUAGCCAUUGCAAUUGCUUAUGCUGUGGAAGUUAGGAGAAUGCACACCAUAAAAGUAAACCACAUUGCAGGGCCUAAAGAGGUUGUCCCAAUGACCAUAUUUUGGCUGCUUCCUCAGUAUGUAUUAUUGGGUGUAGCAGAUGUUUUCAAUGCAAUUGGGCUGCUUGAAUUCUUUUAUGAUCAAUCCCCAGAAGACAUGCAAAGCCUUGGGACAACUUUCUUCACAAGUGGGAUUGGAGUUGGGAAUUUCUUGAAUAGUUUUCUGGUGACUUUGAUAGAUAAGAUUACUGGGAGGAAUGGGAGGACAAGUUGGAUAGCAAAUAACUUGAAUGAUUGUCACUUGGAUUAUUACUAUGGCUUUAUUUUGGUCAUUUCUACUCUCAACUUAGGGGCCUUUUUAUGGGCAUCAAGUAAAUAUAUCUACAAGAAGGAAUUUACACAAGUGGAGGAAGGAUGUAUUCAGGUUGAGGCUAAAACAAUUCCCCUUUAGGUUUACAAGUACAAUAAAAUUAUAACUAAAAAUUUGCUUGAGCGUUGGACUCUUGCAAGGUAUGUAAAGCAAGAGUUUUUCAGCUGCUCUUCUAGAUCAGAUUAGAUAUGUAAUAUAUAUAGGUAUGAUCUUGGUCUUCUAAGUGUGACUAAUAUAAAUAAAUGUGUGUGAUUUUGGUGCA
Ziziphus jujuba (common jujube) is the source of this 2161-nucleotide messenger RNA. Its product is annotated as protein NRT1/ PTR FAMILY 5.1. Gene Ontology annotation, biological process: dipeptide transport; transmembrane transport. Gene Ontology annotation, molecular function: tripeptide transmembrane transporter activity; dipeptide transmembrane transporter activity. The record is from RefSeq and is a predicted model, not a curated record. Gene Ontology annotation, cellular component: membrane. The coding region runs from base 244 to 1980 and encodes 578 amino acids. NCBI's taxonomy places the organism in Eukaryota, Viridiplantae, Streptophyta, Magnoliopsida, Rosales, Rhamnaceae. The transcript has 4 exons.